UCUACAAUCGCCAUCUUUCAGCUGACAGCCACUCGCUCGCGUUCACUGACACCACCUCUGACACACCAACCAUGAGCGAGACUGAUGCCAAGCGUCCCAAGACCUCUGAGGAGGAGGUUGGCGAGUACGAGAAGCUGGAGCAGGCCGUCGCCUUUAUCCAGUCCAAGUUCCCCACGAAGCCUGUGAUUGGCAUCAUCUGCGGAUCUGGUCUCGGUGGGCUCGCCGAUCUCGUCAAGGAGCCAACGCGCCUCACCUACUCCGAGAUCCCGCACUUUCCCACGAGCACUGUUGCCGGUCAUGAUGGCAGCCUCAUCCUCGGCGAGCUCGGCGGCGCUCCCGUCGUCGUCAUGAAGGGUCGCCUCCACUUCUACGAGGGAUACAGCCUGCGCCGCAUCGCUCAUCCCAUCCGCACCCUCUGCAAGCUCGGCAUCAAGGCACUGCUUGUGACCAACGCGGCUGGCGGCCUCAACACCGAAUACAAAGUCGGCGACCUCAUGCUUCUCAAGGACCACCUCAACCUGCCUGGUUUCGCUGGGCAGAACCCGCUCAUUGGCCCACACGACGAGCGGUAUGGCGGACGAUUCGUGCCGAUGAGCAAGGCUUACCCGAAGCAGCUCAGGGACAUUGCAACUGCAGCUGCUGAAGAGCUUGGCCUUGGCUCUGUGCUGCGCCAGGGCGUGUAUGCAAUGGUCGCCGGCCCAACAUACGAGACGCCAGCAGAGGCAUGCCUCAUCGCCCGCAACGGUGCGGAUGCUGUUGGCAUGUCGACGGUGCCUGAAGUGAUUGUUGCCGUCCAGGCCGGGGUCAAGUGCAUGGCCAUGUCGCUGAUCACGAACAACGUCGUGCUGAACGUGGAUGAGGAGGGCGAGGCCAACCACGCCGAGGUGCUCGCUGCCGCCAACGCCCGCCAGCCCGAUGUGCAGAACCUCUUCAUCAACAUCUGCACCCGCAUCAAGGCCCAGGUCGACACGGGCAAGCUCUGAGGCCAUGCUAUGCCACGCACCACCACCCACACUCCUCCCACUCCUCCUUCCGUCCCUCCACCUUACACGUGGAUGCAAGGGCAUGAGCACAGCGUGGAAGGAGGUGUUGAUUGGUUGGUGGUGAACACAUGUGCGCUGUGUGCAUGGUGACGUGAGGUGACAUCUGACACGCUCGCCCUUCCACGUGCUUGUUUGUGUUGUGUGGAGCCACUGUGCUGUUUGUGUGUCAUCCUGUUGACGCUGCUUCACUGCACUGCGGUCCUUUUCUCUUCUCCACCGUGGACGGUCGUUCACACCGAAUACACAACCCAUAUGGGUACACUACUCGCUGGUUUGGAGCACGCAAGCCAGUGCUGUUGGUGCUGACAUGAGGGCAACACGU
Messenger RNA from Salpingoeca rosetta, 1365 nucleotides. Its product is annotated as inosine guanosine and xanthosine phosphorylase. NCBI's taxonomy places the organism in Eukaryota, Choanoflagellata, Craspedida, Salpingoecidae. The transcript is spliced from 11 exons. Gene Ontology annotation, cellular component: cytoplasm. The record is from RefSeq and is a predicted model, not a curated record. Gene Ontology annotation, biological process: nucleoside metabolic process. The coding region runs from base 72 to 983 and encodes 303 amino acids. Gene Ontology annotation, molecular function: purine-nucleoside phosphorylase activity.